Messenger RNA from Phytophthora sojae, 7764 nucleotides. RefSeq lists its product as hypothetical. Lineage: Eukaryota; Oomycota; Peronosporomycetes; Peronosporales; Peronosporaceae. Bases 1 to 7764 code for a protein of 2587 amino acids. The transcript is spliced from 10 exons. The record is from RefSeq and is a predicted model, not a curated record.
AUGGUCUUGAUGGACCUGGUCGGAAACGUCUCCGCCGUCGGCGACACGGAUGCGAUGGUGGCGGGCGACUCGGGCAGCAAGCACAACGGCGGCCGCAGCGCCGCCGUGUGUGCCGUCAACAGCAUGGUCUCGGAGGCUUCCGCGGCGACCGUGGCCGUGUUGGACGUGAUCGGGGGCGUCUCCGCUGGCAUGGUCACGAACGCGACGGUGGCAUGGUCACGAACGCGACGGUGGCAUGGUCACGAACGCGACGUCCGCACGCAGGUUGCUGCCGGUAGUAGCGUCAGCGGCGUCGCCAGCGACAUCGACAGCAGGGUCUCGGACACGAUGGAGGUGACCGUGGCCUUGGUGGACGUGGUCAGCGGCGUCUCCGCCGACAUGGACACGGACGCGGACGCGAUGGUGGCGGGCGACUCGGGCAGCAAGCACAACGGCGGCCGCAGCGCCGCCGUGUGUGCCGUCAACAGCAUGGUCUCGGAGGCUUCCGCGGCGACCGUGGCCGUGUUGGACGUGAUCGGGGGCGUCUCCACUGGCAUGGUCACGAACGCGACGGUGGCAUGGUCACGAACGCGACGGUGGCAUUCGGCUCGGGCAGCGAGCGCAACGACAGCGGCAGUCCGCACGCAGGUUGCCGCCGGUAGUAGCGUCAGCGGCGUCGCCAGCGACAUCGACAGCAGGGUCUCGGACACGAUGGAGGUGACCGUGGCCUUGGUGGACGUGGUCAGCGGCGUCUCCGCCGACAUGGACACGGACGCGGACGCGAUGGUGGCGGGCGACUCGGGCAGCAAGCACAACGGCGGCCGCAGCGCCGCCGUGUGUGCCGUCAACAGCAUGGUCUCGGAGGCUUCCGCGGCGACCGUGGCCGUGUUGGAUGUGAUCGGGGGCGUCUCCACUGGCAUGGUCACGAACGCGACGGUGGCAUGGUCACGAACGCGACGGUGGCAUUCGGCUCGGGCAGCGAGCGCAACGACAGCGGCAGUCCGCACGCAGGUUGCUGCCGGUAGUAGCGUCAGCGGCGUCGCCAGCGACAUCGACAGCAGGGUCUCGGACACGAUGGAGGUGACCGUGGCCUUGGUGGACGUGGUCAGCGGCGUCUCCGCCGACAUGGACACGGACGCGGACGCGAUGGUGGCGGGCGACUCGGGCAGCAAGCACAACGGCGGCCGCAGCGCCGCCGUGUGUGCCGUCAACAGCAUGGUCUCGGAGGCUUCCGCGGCGACCGUGGCCGUGUUGGAUGUGAUCGGGGGCGUCUCCACUGGCAUGGUCACGAACGCGACGGUGGCAUGGUCACGAACGCGACGGUGGCAUUCGGCUCGGGCAGCGAGCGCAACGACAGCGGCAGUCCGCACGCAGGUUGCUGCCGGUAGUAGCGUCAGCGGCGUCGCCAGCGACAUCGACAGCAGGGUCUCGGACACGAUGGAGGUGACCGUGGCCUUGGUGGACGUGGUCAGCGGCGUCUCCGCCGACAUGGACACGGACGCAGACGCGAUGGUGGCGGGCGACUCGGGCAGCAAGCACAACGGCGGCCGCAGCGCCGCCGUGUGUGCCGUCAACAGCAUGGUCUCGGAGGCUUCCGCGGCGACCGUGGCCGUGUUGGACGUGAUCGGGGGCGUCUCCGCUGGCAUGGUCACGAACGCGACGGUGGCAUGGUCACGAACGCGACGGUGGCAUGGUCACGAACGCGACGUCCGCACGCAGGUUGCCGCCGGUAGUAGCGUCAGCGGCGUCGCCAGCGACAUCGACAGCAGGGUCUCGGACACGAUGGAGGUGACCGUGGCCUUGGUGGACGUGGUCAGCGGCGUCUCCGCCGACAUGGACACGGACGCGGACGCGAUGGUGGCGGGCGACUCGGGCAGCAAGCACAAUGGCGGCCGCAGCGCCGCCGUGUGUGCCGUCAACAGCAUGGUCUCGGAGGCUUCCGCGGCGACCGUGGCCGUGUUGGAUGUGAUCGGGGGCGUCUCCACUGGCAUGGUCACGAACGCGACGGUGGCAUUCGGCUCGGGCAGCGAGCGCAACGACAGCGGCAGUCCGCACGCAGGUUGCUGCCGCGACAUCGACAGCAGGGUCUCGGACACGAUGGAGGUGACCGUGGCCUUGGUGGACGUGGUCAGCGGCGUCUCCGCCGACAUGGACACGGACGCGGACGCGAUGGUGGCGGGCGACUCGGGCAGCAAGCACAAUGGCGGCCGCAGCGCCGCCGUGUGUGCCGUCAACAGCAUGGUCUCGGAGGCUUCCGCGGCGACCGUGGCCGUGUUGGAUGUGAUCGGGGGCGUCUCCACUGGCAUGGUCACGAACGCGACGGUGGCAUGGUCACGAACGCGACGGUGGCAUUCGGCUCGGGCAGCGAGCGCAACGACAGCGGCAGCCCGCACGCAGGUUGCCGCCGGUAAUAGCGUCAGCGGCGUCGCCAGCGACAUCGACAGCAGGGUCUCGGACACGAUGGAGGUGACCGUGGCCUUGGUGGACGUGGUCAGCGGCGUCUCCGCCGACAUGGACACGGACGCGGACGCGAUGGUGGCGGGCGACUCGGGCAGCAAGCACAACGGCGGCCGCAGCGCCGCCGUGUGUGCCGUCAACAGCAUGGUCUCGGAGGCUUCCGCGGCGACCGUGGCCGUGUUGGAUGUGAUCGGGGGCGUCUCCACUGGCAUGGUCACGAACGCGACGGUGGCAUGGUCACGAACGCGACGGUGGCAUUCGGCUCGGGCAGCGAGCGCAACGACAGCGGCAGCCCGCACGCAGGUUGCCGCCGGUAAUAGCGUCAGCGGCGUCGCCAGCGACAUCGACAGCAGGGUCUCGGACACGAUGGAGGUGACCGUGGCCUUGGUGGACGUGGUCAGCGGCGUCUCCGCCGACAUGGACACGGACGCGGACGCGAUGGUGGCGGGCGACUCGGGCAGCAAGCACAAUGGCGGCCGCAGCGCCGCCGUGUGUGCCGUCAACAGCAUGGUCUCGGAGGCUUCCGCGGCGACCGUGGCCGUGUUGAUCGCAACGACAGCGGCAGUCCGCACGCAGGUUGCCGCCGGUAAUAGCGUCAGCGGCGUCGCCAGCGACAUCGACAGCAGGGUCUCGGACACGAUGGAGGUGACCGUGGCCUUGGUGGACGUGGUCAGCGGCGUCUCCGCCGACAUGGACACGGACGCGGACGCGAUGGUGGCGGGCGACUCGGGCAGCAAGCACAACGGCGGCCGCAGCGCCGCCGUGUGUGCCGUCAACAGCAUGGUCUCGGAGGCUUCCGCGGCGACCGUGGCCGUGUUGGAUGUGAUCGGGGGCGUCUCCACUGGCAUGGUCACGAACGCGACGGUGGCAUGGUCACGAACGCGACGGUGGCAUUCGGCUCGGGCAGCGAGCGCAACGACAGCGGCAGUCCGCACGCAGGUUGCCGCCGGUAGUAGCGUCAGCGGCGUCGCCAGCGACAUCGACAGCAGGGUCUCGGACACGAUGGAGGUGACCGUGGCCUUGGUGGACGUGGUCAGCGGCGUCUCCGCCGACAUGGACACGGACGCGGACGCGAUGGUGGCGGGCGACUCGGGCAGCAAGCACAACGGCGGCCGCAGCGCCGCCGUGUGUGCCGUCAACAGCAUGGUCUCGGAGGCUUCCGCGGCGACCGUGGCCGUGUUGGAUGUGAUCGGGGGCGUCUCCACUGGCAUGGUCACGAACGCGACGGUGGCAUGGUCACGAACGCGACGGUGGCAUUCGGCUCGGGCAGCGAGCGCAACGACAGCGGCAGUCCGCACGCAGGUUGCUGCCGGUAGUAGCGUCAGCGGCGUCGCCAGCGACAUCGACAGCAGGGUCUCGGACACGAUGGAGGUGACCGUGGCCUUGGUGGACGUGGUCAGCGGCGUCUCCGCCGACAUGGACACGGACGCGGACGCGAUGGUGGCGGGCGACUCGGGCAGCAAGCACAACGGCGGCCGCAGCGCCGCCGUGUGUGCCGUCAACAGCAUGGUCUCGGAGGCUUCCGCGGCGACCGUGGCCGUGUUGGAUGUGAUCGGGGGCGUCUCCACUGGCAUGGUCACGAACGCGACGGUGGCAUGCAAGCACAACGGCGGCCGCAGCGCCGCCGUGUGUGCCGUCAACAGCAUGGUCUCGGAGGCUUCCGCGGCGACCGUGGCCGUGUUGGAUGUGAUCGGGGGCGUCUCCACUGGCAUGGUCACGAACGCGACGGUGGCAUGGUCACGAACGCGACGGUGGCAUUCGGCUCGGGCAGCGAGCGCAACGACAGCGGCAGUCCGCACGCAGGUUGCUGCCGGUAGUAGCGUCAGCGGCGUCGCCAGCGACAUCGACAGCAGGGUCUCGGACACGAUGGAGGUGACCGUGGCCUUGGUGGACGUGGUCAGCGGCGUCUCCGCCGACAUGGACACGGACGCGGACGCGAUGGUGGCGGGCGACUCGGGCAGCAAGCACAACGGCGGCCGCAGCGCCGCCGUGUGUGCCGUCAACAGCAUGGUCUCGGAGGCUUCCGCGGCGACCGUGGCCGUGUUGGAUGUGAUCGGGGGCGUCUCCACUGGCAUGGUCACGAACGCGACGGUGGCAUGGUCACGAACGCGACGGUGGCAUUCGGCUCGGGCAGCGAGCGCAACGACAGCGGCAGUCCGCACGCAGGUUGCCGCCGGUAGUAGCGUCAGCGGCGUCGCCAGCGACAUCGACAGCAGGGUCUCGGACACGAUGGAGGUGACCGUGGCCUUGGGGGACGUGGUCAGCGGCGUCUCCGCCGACAUGGACACGGACGCGGACGCGAUGGUGGCGGGCGACUCGGGCAGCAAGCACAACGGCGGCCGCAGCGCCGCCGUGUGUGCCGUCAACAGCAUGGUCUCGGAGGCUUCCGCGGCGACCGUGGCCGUGUUGGACGUGAUCGGGGGCGUCUCCGCUGGCAUGGUCACGAACGCGACGGUGGCAUGGUCACGAACGCGACGGUGGCAUGGUCACGAACGCGACGUCCGCACGCAGGUUGCCGCCGGUAGUAGCGUCAGCGGCGUCGCCAGCGACAUCGACAGCAGGGUCUCGGACACGAUGGAGGUGACCGUGGCCUUGGUGGACGUGGUCAGCGGCGUCUCCGCCGACAUGGACACGGACGCGGACGCGAUGGUGGCGGGCGACUCGGGCAGCAAGCACAACGGCGGCCGCAGCGCCGCCGUGUGUGCCGUCAACAGCAUGGUCUCGGAAGCUUCCGCGGCGACCGUGGCCGUGUUGGAUGUGAUCGGGGGCGUCUCCACUGGCAUGGUCACGAACGCGACGGUGGCAUGGUCACGAACGCGACGGUGGCAUUCGGCUCGGGCAGCGAGCGCAACGACAGCGGCAGUCCGCACGCAGGUUGCCGCCGGUAGUAGCGUCAGCGGCGUCGCCAGCGACAUCGACAGCAGGGUCUCGGACACGAUGGAGGUGACCGUGGCCUUGGUGGACGUGGUCAGCGGCGUCUCCGCCGACAUGGACACGGACGCGGACGCGAUGGUGGCGGGCGACUCGGGCAGCAAGCACAACGGCGGCCGCAGCGCCGCCGUGUGUGCCGUCAACAGCAUGGUCUCGGAGGCUUCCGCGGCGACCGUGGCCGUGUUGGAUGUGAUCGGGGGCGUCUCCACUGGCAUGGUCACGAACGCGACGGUGGCAUGGUCACGAACGCGACGGUGGCAUUCGGCUCGGGCAGCGAGCGCAACGACAGCGGCAGUCCGCACGCAGGUUGCCGCCGGUAGUAGCGUCAGCGGCGUCGCCAGCGACAUCGACAGCAGGGUCUCGGACACGAUGGAGGUGACCGUGGCCUUGGUGGACGUGGUCAGCGGCGUCUCCGCCGACAUGGACACGGACGCGGACGCGAUGGUGGCGGGCGACUCGGGCAGCAAGCACAACGGCGGCCGCAGCGCCGCCGUGUGUGCCGUCAACAGCAUGGUCUCGGAGGCUUCCGCGGCGACCGUGGCCGUGUUGGAUGUGAUCGGGGGCGUCUCCACUGGCAUGGUCACGAACGCGACGGUGGCAUGGUCACGAACGCGACGGUGGCAUUCGGCUCGGGCAGCGAGCGCAACGACAGCGGCAGUCCGCACGCAGGUUGCUGCCGGUAGUAGCGUCAGCGGCGUCGCCAGCGACAUCGACAGCAGGGUCUCGGACACGAUGGAGGUGACCGUGGCCUUGGUGGACGUGGUCAGCGGCGUCUCCGCCGACAUGGACACGGACGCGGACGCGCAGGUGGCAUUCGGCUCGGGCAGCGAGCGCAACGACAGCGGCAGUCCGCACGCAGGUUGCCGCCGCGACAUCGACAGCAGGGUCUCGGACACGAUGGAGGUGACCGUGGCCUUGGUGGACGUGGUCAGCGGCGUCUCCGCCGACAUGGACACGGACGCGGACGCGAUGGUGGCGGGCGACUCGGGCAGCAAGCACAACGGCGGCCGCAGCGCCGCCGUGUGUGCCGUCAACAGCAUGGUCUCGGAGGCUUCCGCGGCGACCGUGGCCGUGUUGGAUGUGAUCGGGGGCGUCUCCACUGGCAUGGUCACGAACGCGACGGUGGCAUGGUCACGAACGCGACGGUGGCAUUCGGCUCGGGCAGCGAGCGCAACGACAGCGGCAGUCCGCACGCAGGUUGCUGCCGGUAGUAGCGUCAGCGGCGUCGCCAGCGACAUCGACAGCAGGGUCUCGGACACGAUGGAGGUGACCGUGGCCUUGGUGGACGUGGUCAGCGGCGUCUCCGCCGACAUGGACACGGACGCGGACGCGAUGGUGGCGGGCGACUCGGGCAGCAAGCACAACGGCGGCCGCAGCGCCGCCGUGUGUGCCGUCAACAGCAUGGUCUCGGAGGCUUCCGCGGCGACCGUGGCCGUGUUGGACGUGAUCGGGGGCGUCUCCGCUGGCAUGGUCACGAACGCGACGGUGGCAUGGUCACGAACGCGACGGUGGCAUGGUCACGAACGCGACGUCCGCACGCAGGUUGCCGCCGGUAGUAGCGUCAGCGGCGUCGCCAGCGACAUCGACAGCAGGGUCUCGGACACGAUGGAGGUGACCGUGGCCUUGGUGGACGUGGUCAGCGGCGUCUCCGCCGACAUGGACACGGACGCGGACGCGAUGGUGGCGGGCGACUCGGGCAGCAAGCACAACGGCGGCCGCAGCGCCGCCGUGUGUGCCGUCAACAGCAUGGUCUCGGAAGCUUCCGCGGCGACCGUGGCCGUGUUGGAUGUGAUCGGGGGCGUCUCCACUGGCAUGGUCACGAACGCGACGGUGGCAUGGUCACGAACGCGACGGUGGCAUGGUCACGAACGCGACGUCCGCACGCAGGUUGCCGCCGGUAGUAGCGUCAGCGGCGUCGCCAGCGACAUCGACAGCAGGGUCUCGGACACGAUGGAGGUGACCGUGGCCUUGGUGGACGUGGUCAGCGGCGUCUCCGCCGACAUGGACACGGACGCGGACGCGAUGGUGGCGGGCGACUCGGGCAGCAAGCACAACGGCGGCCGCAGCGCCGCCGUGUGUGCCGUCAACAGCAUGGUCUCGGAGGCUUCCGCGGCGACCGUGGCCGUGUUGGAUGUGAUCGGGGGCGUCUCCACUGGCAUGGUCACGAACGCGACGGUGGCAUGGUCACGAACGCGACGGUGGCAUUCGGCUCGGGCAGCGAGCGCAACGACAGCGGCAGUCCGCACGCAGGUUGCCGCCGGUAGUAGCGUCAGCGGCGUCGCCAGCGACAUCGACAGCAGGUUUUCAGGCGCGAUGGAGGUGACUCUGACCUUGGGAGAUGCGGUCAGAGCUACGAUGUCCGUGCAAGACGUUGAUGUAGAUGUGUACAAUGGCUGA